CACACAAGAUGCCAGUGAAGCCUUACGUAUAAGGCGUAUAAAAGCUUACUUCGCGUACGUCUAAGCCAGUUUGAGCCCAGCAUCUGUCGAGACAUAACGCAGCUAUGCAGCGACUUACUCUGUUCGUAUUUGCCGCAAUCGUCGUGGCCAUGGCUAUGGCAGCUGGCCAGUAUUACGUACCAAGGUCAUAUUAUAUCAUUGAUGCUGAGGGCCACGCUUCUCCUCCAGUGCCACUAAGAAGACUGCGUCGCUCUAUCGGUCCGUAUCCCUAUGGUUAUGGCAAUUCCGGUGCCAGUGCCUCUGCCAAUGCUAAUGCCAAUGCCAGGGCGAACGGCUGGGGUGGAGACGCGAACGCUAAUGCCAACGCAAAUGCAAAUGCUCGUGCUGGCUCCGGAAAUUGGGAUCUUCCCUUGGGCUCUUCCUACGGUGCAGCAAACCCUGCAGCUUUAAGUUCGGGGCAGACUAGACGUCAGUUUGGGCCGGUGUUCGGCGGGAGAGCUGUCUCUGCAAGCUCUUCAGUCGGCCUUGACUCCACUGGAAAUGGAUAUUAUGACCAAGAGGCAUCGGUUUCAAAUUAAUUGUAAAUAACGCGAGCAAUACUAUUAGAUUAUAAAAUUUUGUUAGAAGUAGACACGAAUAAAAAGCUUACUAUCACUAUAUUUGUAAGUUGAUUAAUAAUCGUAGUGGAUGGAUGAUAUUUUAAAUUAAAUAAAAUUGUUAUGUAAUAAAAA
Molecule: messenger RNA, 731 nt
Organism: Danaus plexippus (monarch butterfly)
Lineage: Eukaryota; Metazoa; Arthropoda; Insecta; Lepidoptera; Nymphalidae
Gene: hui
Exons: 4
Coding region: 105-578 (157 amino acids)
Source: RefSeq, a predicted model, not a curated record